AUGGCUCUCUUUAGGCACACGAAGAUGCUAAUCCUAUUCGCAAACAUCGGCAUUGUAUUGGGGGUUGGGGUCUUCAUGGCCGGAUAUUUCUGCCCUCCUCCAACGCUGGCAUCCGAUCAAAACCUCGAACAGGCUGGGUUGGAAAAGGCUGGAGUGGAUGAAUAUGAUCCCCAGCCGUCUGCGCCUUUCGAGAAAGUUGUUUUUAUGGUUAUAGAUGCGCUACGCAGGUGCGACACUGCCUUUAAAUGCUCGCUCCGAAUACGUGGGCUAAGCCGGCUGACAUCUGUACCUAGUGACUUCGUCUAUGAGGAAGACUCGGGCUUCAACUUUACGCGGAGUCUCAUAAAAUCCGGCUCCGCAAUUCCGUUCACUGCUCUUGCUGCCCCGCCCACCCUAACCCUGUCGCGGAUUAAAGCCAUGACGCAGGGCAGCGGGCAAUCUUUCCUCGACGCGUGGCUCAAUGUCAUGCACUCCGCCGACGCAAGACGCCUUGUGGGGGAGGAUACAUGGUUGUCCCGCCUCAAGUCAGAACGUGCGCCGGAAAAGAAGAUGGUCUACUACGGCAUCGACAUGUGGUGUAUGCUGUACCCGGAGAUAUGGGACCGCUUCGAAACGGUUGACUCCUUUUAUCUACCGAACUUCAGCGAGGUUGACAGCAACGUUACAAGGGGAUUGGGCUCAGAACUCGACAGAGAUGACUACAAGGGUCUGGUCCUGCACUACCUUGGUCUUGAUAAUGCAGCUCAUUUUGGAGGUGCUGGAAGCUCGAUCGUGAGAGCAAAGCAAGUCGAAAUGGACGACGUAGUCCGCCAGAUAUACUCUGGCUUAGAGAGGCUGUCCCAUCACCAAAACACUCUAUUCGUCCUAGCUGGCGACCACGGGAUGACGGAGAACGGCAACCACGGCGGUGAUUCAGCCGCGGAAAUUGCUUCUGCUCUGGUAUUCAUCUCGCCGAAGUUCAAAUCGCUGGGAAAGGCACUGCCGAAUUCCAACCCGCACAGUUCGGAGUAUAAUUAUUAUUCUGUUGUUAACCAGGUUGACAUUGUCCCGACACUGUCGACACUCCUGGGGGUCUCAAUUCCCGUGGGAAGUGUGGGUGUUUAUAUCGACGAGCUACUUGCACUUUUCCCCCAGGCGGGUGACCAGGCGGGCGUCUUAAUGCGCAAUGCCCAGCAGAUGAUCAGCCUUCUGCGUCUGAAAUAUAAUCUAGAAAUGCCGGUGAAUCUAGAUCUGUGUGAUGGAACGUGUCUUUGUGGUUCGGACAGAGUGCGCCGCGUUUUGUGUCUAUGGGAGAGGUUCAAUUCUGGAGAACCUGGGACAGCGUGGGGUAGGGAUUCCCACACGCAAGAUGCUUUGCAGUUGCUAAAGGAAGUCUGCGUCGAGGCCCAGCAGGUUCUUGGUGUGCCGCAUAAUAAUCUCAACUUCUCCCGCAUGGGCACGGGCAUAGCACUGCUAUCUUUCGUGGUAGUUAUUCUAUCAUCAAGCCUACUCUUUCACCACAAUAAGUAUAAUGACUCUGAUCGGCUAAUUGCGGGAAUUUUCGCCGUUCUCCAAGGUACAACAAUGUUCUCUAGCCGCCUAGUGGCAGAGGAACACCAUUUCUGGUAUUGGACAUCACUCGCAUGGGUUGUUUAUAUAGGACUCCAACGAUCAGCCCCAGGAAAUGCCAGAACAAGAGUCGUAUUUCUCGCUCUCCUACAUAUUGCCGGACAGAGCUUGAACCCGGCUGCGGAAACGCCCUGGGGCGCCGGGACGUUUCUGCAUGGCGUCCUCGACGACAACCCACUAUGGCUGUGGAUUCUAGCGGCGGGCGCGCAUGUCGUGGCAGCACGAACGCUUUCCGAAAGUAUCAGUGUGGCCCUCGGCGUAAAUAGGUCCGCCUCAACACUCCUUGCGUGGUUCGUGUGCGCCUUGACGGUGCUUUUCAAAAUGAGCUCAACGCAUACUUUCAACCCCGAGCUCCUGGACUUUCUACCUCCAAGGCUCCAGUUAACCUUCACCGGGGAUGUUGGAGAUUUAGCCCUCUGGACGUUGUGGAGCGGGCUAUUGGCCCUAUGCAUCUUGUUGCUUGCUAGGCGCCAGUCCGUGAGCGUGAACCAUCAUUCUAGACAAGCCAUACUUACCGCCGUCGUUGAACUCGCCAAUGUUUAUCUCCGCGCCCAAGCCCGCCCAAAGAGCCUCAUCCUAUUCCUGAUCUUCGACCUGCAAAUUCACUGCCUCGUGUCCAUCUUCUCAAAUGCCGAUGCAAAGCCCUCCACAAUAUCCCUCACCGUCCUCCUCCUCACCCAAAGUGCCUUCUUCUCUGGCGGGCGCAACAACUCCCUCGCCUCACUGGACAUGAUGAACGGAUACAAUGGCAUCUCACACACGGACAGCAUGCUGAAUGUCAUACUCGUCUCACUGCAAACUAUCUUAAGCAACUGGAUCGGACCCGUCUGGUGGUCUCUUGCUGGGUUACGGCUUCUAAGCGCGACAACGACAUCAAAGACCCGAGCCUCUAGCUUGCAAGCCUUUGUAGAGUACGCCACUUACCAAGCAUUAUUUUCUGCGAUUGGUGCUCUGGCCAUGAUGGCGUCGUGUCUUUGGUGGCGCGAUGAUGCCGUGCUGUGGACGGUUCUGGCGCCCAAAUAUGUCAAUUCUGCGCUUUGGGUCGCGUUUCAUCAGUUGCUGGUUAACGGGGUUCUGUGUGCGGGGUUGUGGUUUGGAGUCGCUAUGUAG
Messenger RNA from Penicillium mononematosum, 2718 nucleotides. RefSeq lists its product as uncharacterized. Gene Ontology annotation, cellular component: endoplasmic reticulum membrane. Lineage: Eukaryota; Fungi; Ascomycota; Eurotiomycetes; Eurotiales; Aspergillaceae. Gene Ontology annotation, biological process: GPI anchor biosynthetic process. Bases 1 to 2718 code for a protein of 905 amino acids. The transcript has 8 exons. The record is from RefSeq and is a predicted model, not a curated record.